UUUUCCUAAGAAGAGAAGACAAAACUCACAGUUGAAGUUUCCUGGUUAGGAGAGGGAGGUGCUGGCGAGCCUCGGCUAGCAGCUCCUCUCGUCCUCACCACCUCGUGCUCUGACCAAACUUAGUCAACGGAUUCGUUAUAUGGAACCAGUCAUUGAGAAUCUGAGCUUUUCACAGUUCCGCACCCUUCAUCUUCUCCUAUAAAUGCAUCUCGAUCCCUUCUCAGGUUCAGGUAGGAGCUUACAAUUUAUAUCUAUGUCACCUGCAAUGAGUCAGAGAGAAGAUGAUCCAAUAUUGGAGUGUCGAUUCCAGAAAGGAGUCAAACAUCUGUGUGAAAGUGGGAUUACAAGCCUUCCUAGUAGGUAUAUUUUGCCUGUUUCAGAGCGACCCAAUCUGAGAGGGGGAGGGAUGAAUGUCAGCGACCUAAAUUUUAAGCUGCCCAUCAUCGAUUUCGCUCAAUUGCAAGGUCCCCAGAGGCCACAAGUUCUAAACAAGCUGUCAAAAGCUUGUGAAGAAUAUGGGUUCUUUCAGGUAACCAACCAUGGCAUUCCUGGGGAUGUUAUACAGAGUAUGAUCGAUGUGAGCAAGCGAUUCUUUGAUCUCCCCUUCGAGGAGAGAUCUAAGUACAUGUCGACUGAUAUGCGUGCGCCUGUUCGAUAUGGAACCAGCUUUAACCAGAAGAAAGAUGGUGUAUUUUGCUGGCGAGACUUCUUGAAGCUAGUCUGUCAUCCACCCUCUGAUGUCCUUCCUUAUUGGCCUACUUCUCCUGCAGACUUAAGGGAAGCAGCAGUUACUUACUCCCAGCAAGCCAAAUUCCUGUACAUGAAGCUGGUGGAAGCCGUGCUAGAGAGCCUAGGACUACUGGUGGGAACCACCAUGCACGCAGACGAAGAAAAUGCAGACAAUGCCGCCUUGAAAGAGUUCGAAGAUGGGAGCCAGCUCAUGGUGGUCAACUGCUACCCAUCCUGUCCCCAGCCAGAUCUUACUCUCGGCAUGCCACCGCAUUCCGACUAUGGCUUCCUAACACUCCUCCUCCAGGACGAGGUGGAGGGCCUUCAGAUACAGAACUGUCAAGGAAAAUGGCUGAACGUCGAGCCUCUUCCCAACUCUCUCGUCGUCAACGUCGGCGAUCAUCUCGAGAUAUUCAGCAAUGGGAGGUAUAAGAGCGUGCUCCAUAGAGUUCUGGUGAACUCUUCAAAGUCUCGGAUAUCGGUUGCUUCUCUGCACAGCUUUCCCUUUGAUAGGGUGGUUCGUCCAUCACCCAAGCUGGUCAAUGAAGCCAAUCCAAGGCGUUACAAGGACACUGACUUCGCCACAUUCCUUGCAUACGUAUCGUCUUGUGAGCCAAAGCGGAAGAAUUUCCUAGAAUCUAGGAAGUUGCCCUAGGUUUUUGAUAAAUGGAAACCCAGAAUUCAAAAUUAAGGUUGAUCCACGUAGCUAGCGAGCUUGACUUUCGUACCAUCAAAAAUCUAGCAAAGGGUUUAUUGAAAUGUGAAGAAAACCCAGAUCAGAUAGAUCUCUGAGAGUAGGAGCCAAUUAAGGAUAGCUCUCAUCACAGCUAUUAUUUAUUUUCUUCUUUAGUCCUGUUUUCCUUGUUAAGUUAAAAUACCUGUAUCAAUUAAAUGGUGCCUGAAUUAAUGCUUAACUUGAUAUAUAAUUAUCAAGUAGUUGUAGUUCUAAUUAUAUUGAUUAAUGCCUCA
Nelumbo nucifera (sacred lotus) is the source of this 1698-nucleotide messenger RNA. Its product is annotated as putative 2-oxoglutarate-dependent dioxygenase SLC1. The record is from RefSeq and is a predicted model, not a curated record. Lineage: Eukaryota; Viridiplantae; Streptophyta; Magnoliopsida; Proteales; Nelumbonaceae.